AAUUAUUUCUGGUGAUAAUCUAUGGCUCAUCUCGGUCAUUACAACGGACUGGUGAAGAGAAAGUUUUCCCAAGCACAAUGCAUCUUGCAUCUAGCAUUUAAAGAAGUGAAGGCCUCAGCCUGUGAACCUAAAAUUUCAAGGCGAGGUUUUGUCUUUGGAUAAAAAUUUAAGCUAAAAUGAAACUAUUCUGUCUCAGAAUUAACACUGAAACAUUGUGUUCACGAUAAAGUCGUUGGCCAGGGUCUAUGAACGCAAACGAAAACAGCGAAAAUUUGAAGUACGACGGAACCGAAGGCCUUGUCAGGGAUCGGAAUAUCGCGAAAGCGACGUCAUGUUCGGCAAGUUCCGUAUCGACAGAAAGCAACAAGAAAAUAAAAAUGGCGACUCAGGACAGUAGUCCGUCGCUAAUAAUUGGUCAACAGUGGUCAGCAUGGGCUGAUUUAUUGUCAACUAUUAAUGAAAUUGAUGAGGAGGAAAAAGGCAAAGAUGGAACAGAUAAAAAUUCCAGUGAUAGCAUGAAACUUGGUUUACAAGAUAUGGGCCUGUUUGGUUUUUGUCCGUCCAGAGAAGAGUUCAGCUUGGUUGAGUGUGAAAAAUGCAAACUCCUGGUGAAACCACAAGCGCUCAAGCAGCACAUAGAAUCUCGUCAUGGACCAACCAAUCUCAGCAGUCUUGGGAAUGUCCCAGCAUCAGCUCUCAACUCAGAACUGGGAAAGAAACUGCUGAUGCCUCUACCUUCCAAGUCAUCUCCACCUCCUUCGUCAACAACAUCAUCAUCAUCAUCCUCGUCUGCUGGCCGACAAUCCAGUGGAACAUUCAGACCAGCAUCCUCUGGUCGCCCACCGACAAAAGACAGCCUGAAACAAGUGCCAGCUGCUGCUCGUAUUAAUCCUGCUCCGAGACUCGGUGUCAGUAUGAAGAUCAAUCGUGUCAAGUCUGUGAAGUCAGGGCACAGAAUCAGCACUGCAACCACAACUGCAAGCUCCUCUUCAUUUUCAAACCCUGUGGUUAAGGUGGAGAAGCUGGACAAGUUAUUGGAUGCAACAUCAUCGUCACUCUCAUCUUCAACAGCGGCUUCAGAGCAGCUGGAUUCCUCUCCCCCUGAUCUGUCUAACAGUAUAAUCAAAACAGAGCCCUCGCCAUCGUCCACAUCCUCCUCCUCCUCCAAAAUAUCAACCCUGGUGAACGGUACCUUCAAGCCAGCUGUGUCUCUCACCACCCCGUCGCUGGAGUCCUCCACCACCUCCUCUCCCUCCAUGGUCUCUACGGCCACCUUGGUGGCGGUGACCAAGACCUCCGCUGACACACCAAUCAGCACGCGCAGCGUGACCACCUUUGUGACGUCCACCACCAGGACCAAGCCCCUCGUGAUAGCUCCUGUGAUGACUGUGGGAUCUGCUGUUUCCAUGACUGCCAGACCCAUCACUUUGAAAGGCUCAAAGAUCUCGAAAGAGCAAAGGGAACGUAAAUGUUUACCCUGCAAAGAUCGUGAAUACGAUGCUAAUAAACACUGUGGAGUGAAAAUCCAUGAGACUGGCAAGCCUUGCACAAGAUCCUUGACCUGCAAGACCCAUGCAUUAUCAUUGAGACGUGCAGUGCCAGGCAGAAGCAAAGCUUUUGAUGAAUUGCUCAAAGAGCACAAGGCAGCUAAAGAUGCUCUAAUCAAGGCCAAAGGUGUGAGCCAGAGUGCACCUUCCGUGGCCAGUGUAGGGAAUCGGGUGCUGGUCUCUCCAGCCAGCAUUUCCUCUACCAUGAAUGCCCUGAAACAGCAGCAGCAGCAUAAUUCACCUCAAAUGGUGUCUUUAUCGGGUCAACGUGAUGGAAAAGCUUCACUAUCCCCUAACACUGGUUCAACUUCCCCGAGGAUUCUGGUGCCUUCUUGCGGAGUGCCUACUACAACCACUUUUGUCAAGCCUCGAACACAGUCCAAUGUAUUUCAAAGGUUUACUGCACAUGCCUCACUGCCAUCCCCCAUCACAGUGAAAGAAGAAACGCUUACCAGACAGGAUUCCUCCUCACGUUUAUCAUUGUCCUCGUCCUCCUCUGAGCUGCAACGUUCAGACUCACAAGACUCGAGGCAAGAUCAGAGCUUCCUAUCCUACCAUCCCAAGCCAAUGGCUGUUUGCCAGUUUGGAGGUCGCAUGAAUGACCGAGGCUGUUUCCUGUUUUCCCGCAAGACAGACUAUGUACGAGCUGCUUUCCUUAGCGCUCUCGAAAGGCAUCUUAAUCCACCUCCCCACAAAAAAUUGUGUGUUGAGUCCAACCUACCGAAGGAGUCCCAGAUGUUCGGUAACUCCCAAGACCCAUAUGAGUUCAACAUGAUUGACAACAGUGGAAAUGGAGGGCUCAAUAGCAACCCGGCGUCUGCCAAUCUAGUCAGCAUCUCGUCAAAACCUACAAUAAAACCCAAGUCCAAACUUCCCUCGUCACCGGUGGCUGCGUCCAGCAACUCAAUGACCUUGUCCGCCAUCAGCCUUUCUUCCCCAACACCGGCACCCUCACUCACACUUCAGUCGUCCUCGUUCUCUUCACUGUCUGCGCCGGCAAUCUCUGUUGCUUCUGCUACGCCAGGACUUGCCUUGAACUGGUCUGUGAAGCCAAGGGAGAGCACUGCUGCUUCUCGCAGUCCGUCAGCCUCACCAGCCCCUGCUCUCUCCUCUGCAGCCUCAGCGACAAAUCCCGGUAAACGAAAAAGAAGUGGCAGUUCUGGUGCUGGUGGCAACAAUCUCAUCGCAGUUGCUGGUGGCAACGGUACUCUGUCAGCUGUCUCUGUGUCAACCGCCUCGGCAAGCCUGGCAAGUGCAAUAACGCAGCAGCAGACUGGCUUAACAGGCAUAAUAAGCUCUGGUGCCCUCAACAGCUCCCAGACAGGCAAUCUAAUUGCCAUACCCAGUGUUAACUUGACGAAUGCAGCGAAUCUGGGUCAGAUCAGCGCGGCCACACUGGGCACUGCCAAGCUCAAUCCUGGUGCUGCUGGUGCUGCGACUUCCGUGCACAAGAACAACAAUGUGUUCAAAGACUUCAGCCUGGUUCUCACCGGCAUCGACUCGUUAAACGGUCAAGUAGUCAACAUCUCUUCAGCGCAGCUCGCAGAACUGGCAGCCAGUCAGGGUCAGACACUGCUGCUGAACAACUUCACCCCUGGCAGCAGCAGCAGCACAAACAGCAGUGCAGCAGCAGCAGCGGCAGCGCAAAAUGUGAACGCACCCACCAUAGCCAUGACGGGAUCCACUUCUGCCACAGUGCGCCCAGCCAAACGCAGCCGCACGUCCAGCAGCAAGUCGUCGCACCAGUCUCUGUCCAACUCUGCCUCCAAACUCUCGGCAAACGCCUUGGAGGGCUUCAAGCUGAUUCCUAGCAAUAAUGUGAUAUCUUCUGGCACCCUGCCCCCGAACGCAGUGCUCCUCGACAGCUUACAGGGCGCAGUGUUAACCUCGGUGGCCUUAGCAGGGGGCGGGGCUAAUCCGACGCUCGUGGCCAUCACUUCCUCCACGGCAAACACGAACAGCGUCACAGUAGGUGGCAACCCCACCCAAGUCUUGUGUGCGGACUCUUCGUCUGGCCAGAUAUUAACUCCUUCCUCCCUGGUGAAUGGCACCGGCCAGUCGUCUUAUGAAAAAUCGGGCAGCAGUGGCCGUCACCAUGCAUCAUCGUCAUCUAAGUCACACCACCAUCACCACCAGCAUAAUAAAGCCCAGCAACAACAGCAGCAGCAACAACAGGGAAUGGCAUUAGGCAGUGUCCUCCAGGCUGCCUCUUCCUCCCUAGCGGUGCCCUUAGCCACAGGCUCAACAGCUCAACUGUGUUCCAACCAGGCCAUUUUCAAGCCUGGGAGCACGUUCAACUUGGCCAAAAAUGUGGGCAAGCUCACUGUGCAGCCUGUGUCACUCACCUUCCCUCUGGUUAACCAGCAGGGUCUAGCAGCCCUCACCUCGGGAAAGCCAACGCAACUACAGCAACAGCAGCAGCAACAACAGCAGCAAGCUCAGACGCAGCAGCCGCACACGCUGCUAGUGGCGACCAGUGGGGUGGGGGCAUCAGAUGACCAGACAAAGACAGUCCGCGUGGCUGCAGGGAAAACAGAGCUUCACCUUCAGCCACAGAUCUCGAAUUCGUCUUCUGGGAACCUCAUUUCCUAGCAGUCCGUGCCUCGUCACAUUACCCCACCCCCCACCCCCCUCACUUUCAUGCUGGUGGCUAGUGUCCCUGUCUCAGUUGUGGCCUGCUCCCUGCUUUUUUUCUAUCUUUAUUAAUACAAUCAGUCAAAGCGUUUAUUUCUUUCUGUUUUUAAUUUGUGGUUGAAAGGGUGCUGCAAAAUAAUUGCUGGAUUAAUAUAUACUAUGGUUGCCAUUAAAAGAAAAGGCACUGCUGUGUUGAAGAGACAAAUUUCAGGACUGCAACUGGUUUCAUUGGACUUGCUGUUCCAACAGAAGGGAUGUUUUGUUUCUUCCAAGAUGUUCUGUACUGUUGUAAAAUGAGCCUGGAAGUUGACAGUGUUCGUAAAAGACUUGUAAUUAUGAUUAUAUUUAAUGUGCUGCCAUGGCAGAUUGAUUCUCAACUGCAUAGUGUUUAACUCCUUGACGUCUUUCAUAUUUACCAUCAAAGACAGUGGACUCCUAAGAGGGUCAACUGAAUUGAUGAUACAUAUCUGGGAAUAUCUCUCAAUAAAGUCAUAGAUCUAUGAACAUCUUCAUGAGCUUUUCAAUCUAGGUAAAAGUUACUUGUGUGUUGAGUAUUUUAAAGCAUGAACUGUGAAAACAUGUACUUAGUGGAGCUGUGUUUGAAUGGAUUUGAGAAAUUGUGAAAUGAAUUUCUCUUAUGAUCAGAAUUUAUUUCUGAAAUGUCUUGGUCUAAACAGAGAACAAGCUGAAAAACAACAGCAUAGCACUUGCACUUUCAUUUCUCAUUUUUGUAUUGGGAACUUUUUUGUGAAACACAUUUUAUAAAAGCAUUUUUAUUUCCUCAGGCAGUCAUUCAACUGAAUAAGUUUUUGAAAUUUAAAAAAAACCCGACACUUCUGUGGAACUUUCAUAACAAUUCCUUUUCAAAUGAAUUUCAUUCAAAUUCAUAGGCCGUUUCAGUUGUAUGAAAGGGCUUGAUCACAAAUAGUGUUUUUGAUCUAAUG
Messenger RNA from Aplysia californica (California sea hare), 5125 nucleotides. RefSeq names its product ataxin-7-like protein 1. NCBI's taxonomy places the organism in Eukaryota, Metazoa, Mollusca, Gastropoda, Aplysiida, Aplysiidae. The transcript is spliced from 12 exons. The coding region runs from base 246 to 4139 and encodes 1297 amino acids. The record is from RefSeq and is a predicted model, not a curated record.